GACUGUUUUAUCUAUACAAUACAUCAAAGCGCAUUUCCAAGAUAACUCAUCUCAGUGAGAUUCAAGACGUCAUUUUCUUACAUUUGCUCCAAAUUUCCAUCGGUAGUUACGGAUCGUCAGUGAAACUGUAACCAUGAAGCUAAAAAUUCUAGCUCUAUUGUAUCUGAUACAAUUUUGCCAAAGUAAAACUUUUCCAGGUACAUUUCCGCCUCUAUUUAAAAAACCGGAUUCUAGAAUAGUUGGAGGAUUUCCAGUGAAUAUUGAGAACUACCCCUAUCAGGUUUCAUUGGAAUAUGUCUACAGACACAUAUGUGGAGGGGCGAUUAUUUCCAAUAGAUGGGUUUUAAGUGCCGCCCAUUGCACACAACUCUGGCGUGAUUACACACCUCCAUCACUAUUCACCAUCCGAAUGGGAACAUCUUUUCUUCAAUCUGAAGGAGAACGCUUUACAGUGACCCGAGUAAUCGAACAUCCUGGCUAUGGAAACACCGCCACUCCUUUCGACUACGAUAUGUGUUUGAUUCAAGUGUCCAGAGAAAUUGUUUCCUCCAAUAGCUUACAACCAGUUGCUUUACCAGCGCCUCAUGCCCCCUUAAUUCCCGGAUCAAGAUGUGUAAUUUCUGGUUGGGGUGCAUUAACCGAGGGCGGAUCCAGUCCAUCACAAUUGCAUGCCGUUGCGGUUCCUUUGAUUAGCAUUGAAAGUUGCAAUGAGUACUACCGAUCGGUGAGUGCCGAUGUCACUGAAACCAUGAUGUGUGCAGGAUCUCCAUACGGAGGAAGAGACGCAUGCCAGGGAGAUUCUGGAGGUCCUUUAAUAGUUGACAAUGUUUUAAUUGGAAUUGUUUCAUGGGGAGCUGGAUGUGCGCGACCCAACUUCCCAGGAGUGUACGCGAAUGUUCCAUUUAUGCGAGAAUGGAUUACGGAAGUAUCUGGAGUUUAAAAUGGAUUUCAAAUAUACUAAAAAAUGUAUUAUAUUAUUUUAUGUAGUAUAUUUUCUUCUCGGUUUCAAAUGUU
Molecule: messenger RNA, 1014 nt
Organism: Dendroctonus ponderosae (mountain pine beetle)
Lineage: Eukaryota; Metazoa; Arthropoda; Insecta; Coleoptera; Curculionidae
Product: trypsin-7-like
Exons: 5
Coding region: 134-940 (268 amino acids)
Biological process (GO): proteolysis
Molecular function (GO): serine-type endopeptidase activity
Source: RefSeq, a predicted model, not a curated record